GCAGCAUGGCGAGGGAAGACACGCGUGAAGGAAGACGAAAAACUUAUCUACGAUGCAGCUUAUCAGACUUCCUGAUGAAUUACGACUUGCCAUCUUGGCCCUUACGUCGCCCUUGACUAAGGAACAGUCCAAGGGCGCGGUGGUGAUUAUGAAGCAUGUCGAGGCCGAACUACAGGGUUUUUCGGGUAAAGAUCUCCCAGAGAAUGUGAAAAAAAUAAUUCAGGCACUUGUAUGCAAAUUAACAUCCAAUAAGAAGGAAGGCAUAUCCACUGGCCUUCAUACAAUCCUGAAACAUAAAAGCCAGACUGUGGAGUUUACAUACAAAACUCUAAAGAGUGAAUUUGAUGGCAAAGUUACUAGAGAUGAUGAAAUAUAUGAUGUGCUGGUCUCAGAAAUCCUGGGAUACAGUGCUUUGGUACGAUCAGGACACCUUGGGAAGCAUCCGGAGGUACUUAAAGACACAGUUGUCAGAUUGUUAGCCAUGAAAGAAGGGGGAGAGGCCAUUGGCAUCAUGAGAACAACCUUAGUUAUGGAUAUUUUGGAAAGAUAUAGUGAUUCUCCAGUACAUGAAGUGGCAUUGGAGCAAUUAAAGACUCUUGCUAAUGUGCCUAUGAAGAAAAUAAGCCCAUGUUUACUGUGGAUCCGCUUAGUCUUAAUGAAGAAAUGUUCAGAUAUGCCUAACUGGCUCUCUUCUACACUUGAUGCCAGCAACUAUACAGCUGUUGGUGAAGUGCUCAAGACAUGUAAGGCAUUGCUUCCAAAAGUACAUCCAUUAAUAGAAGAGUUAGCCAGUGCUCUUGCAAGAAGUGGCACCAAUGCCAAGUUCCCAUUGGGCGAGUUUUGGAGGACCAACUUUUACUCUCGUUUACAUUCCUUUUCCAGUGAAGAUUUACAGCUAGCUCUAAUUUUCCUCAAGAUUCUUAUACCCAAAUUGAAGAGAAAGUCUGAGGUAUCAACAAUAUUAGGAGAAAAGGUGAUCACAUUCCUGCUCAGAAAUGCCAAUUCCAAUAAAGUUUUGAAGGCGGCACUCCCAGACUUGAGCAAAGUACUAGAACAGUUGGUUCAGAAUCAUGAGGACAAGGAAGAGGAAGUCCAGUUGGCUGUUGUUGAGGCAUUGAUUCUGCCUCCAGGCACUAUACAGUUUGAUUCAGUGACUAAAACCAACAUGGUGCAGAGGACUAUUAAGCAUUUGACAGCCUCAGAUGUCAAGAAACUUGGCGACUAUAUCACAAAGCGUAUAAUG
This is a messenger RNA of Penaeus vannamei (Pacific white shrimp), 1243 nucleotides long. Lineage: Eukaryota; Metazoa; Arthropoda; Malacostraca; Decapoda; Penaeidae. The record is from RefSeq and is a predicted model, not a curated record.